This is a messenger RNA of Acanthosepion pharaonis, 810 nucleotides long. The record is from the annotation of a GenBank genome assembly. NCBI's taxonomy places the organism in Eukaryota, Metazoa, Mollusca, Cephalopoda, Sepiida, Sepiidae.
AUGUUAUUACCUAACAGUCUCGUCCUGCUGAACGGUAUACCUAUCUAUCUAUCUAUCUAUCUAUCUAUCUAUCUGUCUCCCCCUAUCUUUCGAUGCUUAUCCAUAUCUAUCUAUCUAUCUAUCUAUCUAUCUAUCUAUCUAUCUAUCUAUGUGUAUUCAUAUCUAUGUAUCUACGACUAUUCAUAUCUAUGCCUACUCAUAUCUAUCUAUCUAUCUAUGUUCAUCUAUCUGUCUAUCUAUGUGUAUUCAUAUCUAUGUAUCUACGACUAUUCAUAUCUAUGCCUACUCAUAUCUAUCUAUCUAUCUAUCUAUCUAUCUAUCUAUCUAUCUAUCUCCUUCUGUUCUUAUUCUAUCUAUCUAUUUCAUCUAUCUAUCUAUCUAUCUAUCUAUCUAUCUAUCUAUCUAUCUAUGCCUAUUCAUAUUUAUUUAUCUACGACUAUUCAUAUCUAUGCCUACUCAUAUCUAUCUAUCUAUCUAGCUAUCUUUUCCGUCUGUUUAUCUAUCUAUCUAUCUAUCUAUCUAUCUAUCUAUCUAUCUAUCUCAUCCUUGCUUUCCUUUUUUCUUUUUCUUAUCUUACAAACGCCAUUCCCUACCCUCCACUGCUCUAAGUUCGGCUUAUUGCGCAAGGGAAGGUUGGUAUUCUUGUCCUGUAAUGAAAUAUUAUUUAUAACUCUACGAGGCAGCGGUUUCGAAGAUGAAAAGAGCGGCGCUGAUCUGCACACGGUUUUCAUUGCCGCCCCUGAGACAGAGCGCAACCCGUUACAAAGAACGAAAAAAAAAUAUUGGGCGCAAAUCGUGGGGCGGGAAUGA